AGUCCAGCUUGGGUUUGUCUUUCUGUAAUUCCAGGAUCUAUCCAGGAAAACCGUUGUGCUCCAGCUGUUACUAGAACCUGCAUUUCUUUCAUUAUUCACCCUUGAAAAUCAAGGAAAUAUGCUUCAUCUGAUUUACAGCGCAUUGAUCUUGUCUGCUUCUUUCAACACAGUUUCAAGCUCCUCAUCAGAUGAGACAGAUUGGUCAACACCUGCCUGGAUUGCAGGAGGAGCAGUUGCUGCAUUAGUUGCUGCCCCUGUUGUUGUUGCUGCAGCUGGAUUUACUGGUGCUGGAAUAGCAGCUGGAUCCAUCGGAGCACAAAUGAUGUCUGCGGCAGCAGUGGCUAAUGGAGGAGGAGUAGUAGCAGGCGGCAUUGUAGCAACUCUCCAGUCUAUUGGAGCUGCUGGAAUCUCGACUGCUGGUGCUGCUGCCGUAGGAAGUGUCGGUGCCUUGGGUGGUUAUGUAGCAAAAGCAGUUUUUCAGGAUUCUGAAGAUGAGCCCUAAAGCUCAUGAGCUGCUUUCAAGUAGAUACUUAGAAGGAAUUAGUGAGGAUUUAUCUAUUAGAUGAAGGACUGAAAUAAUCAUAUCCUAUAAGAAGGUAAUAAGCAAUGAAAUAUUUUCUGCUGACUAUAAAUGAAUAACUUUGAAAUAUUUUUAAUUUUAGUAUGGAUGUUUCUAUUCUCUUUCUGCUAUUUUGAUGCCCUGUUAGCUAUUUUCUCAAUUAGAAGUGGAUUAAAAAACCUUCAGAUGUUGUCGUUCUAUAGCUGGUCAUAGAGUAAAUGCAAACAUUCAGAUUGAUGACUACAUUAAAUAGAAAUGACAAGUGUCUGUGAUGCUGACGGCGUCAUGCUGAAUGUAAUACCAGUGCCACUGCAGUUCACUGCAAGAAUGAAAUUUGUCUGUCUGGAGUAAGGCUUAUGCCUGAAAUGUCGAUUCUCCUGCUCCUCGGAUGCUGCCUGGCCUGCUGUGAUCUUCCAGCACCACAUUUUUCAACUCUGACUCCAGCAUCUGCAGUCCUCACUUUCUCCUAGGGCAUUUUAAGGUUAUCUUCAAAAUGUUACAAGAUCCAUUUGUCGCAAUAUCUCCUCUUAUGUAUCAAAUGGGGUCUGAUCAUGCUCUUGUGAAGCCAUUUGGGAUGGUUUGUUACAUUAAAGGUGUUAUAAAAAUA
Molecule: messenger RNA, 1166 nt
Organism: Hemiscyllium ocellatum (epaulette shark)
Lineage: Eukaryota; Metazoa; Chordata; Chondrichthyes; Orectolobiformes; Hemiscylliidae
Product: interferon alpha-inducible protein 27-like protein 2A
Exons: 6
Coding region: 119-502 (127 amino acids)
Biological process (GO): apoptotic signaling pathway
Cellular component (GO): mitochondrion; membrane
Source: RefSeq, a predicted model, not a curated record